ACAAUUGGUCAUGAUCCUCGAGACCAACUAAAUUCUUUUAAUUAAUAGUUUAUUAAGUAUUAGAUGUAGGUAGAUUAUUGUAUUUUUCGUAUUUUAUUUUGUAAUAUACUUUAUACGGUUUUAUUUAUUUGUGUUUUGUAAAUUUUCUGUAAUAUAAUGAGAGAAAUAGUUCAUAUUCAAGUGGGCAGGUGUGGGAACCAGAUUGGCACAAAGUUCUGGGAGGUCAUAUCAGAUGAACACGGUAUAGACCCACAAGGCUGCUAUCGAGGCGAUUCGGAUCUUCAGCUUGAGCGCAUCAAUGUGUACUAUAAUGAAGCCUCUGGCAUGAAGUAUGUUCCUAGAGCGGUUCUAGUCGACCUAGAACCAGGCACCAUGGAUGCAAUUAGGGCUGGACCAUUCGGACAGAUCUUCAGACCAGAUAAUAUUGUCUAUGGAGGGACAGGUGCCGGCAAUAAUUGGGCUAAAGGACAUUAUACCGAAGGUGCUGGACUGCUUGAAUCUGUCCUUGACGUAGUACGAAAAGAAGCAGAAGGUUGCGACUGUCUACAAGGAUUCCAAGUAGUUCACUCAUUAGGAGGUGGCACUGGAUCUGGAUUGGGGACGCUGCUACUUGAUAGUUUAAGUGAAGAAUAUCCAGACAGAAUAAUGGUUACGUACUCCGUGGUUCCAAGUCCAAAAGUUUCUGAUACAGUAGUAGAGCCGUACAACGCGACGUUGUCUCUCAAUCAGCUGAUAGAAUCAUCAAAUCAGUCGUAUUGCAUAGAUAAUGAGGCACUGUACGAUAUCUGCUUUAGAACACUUAAGUUGAUGACGCCUACAUACGGGGACCUGAAUCAUUUGGUAUCAGCAACGAUGUCUGGUGUUACGACGUGUCUACGAUUCCCAGGGCAGUUAAACGCAGAUCUGCGUAAACUAGCAGUGAAUAUGGUGCCUUUCCCGCGAUUACAUUUCUUUAUGCCAGGUUUCGCGCCUCUCACGUCACGCGGCAGCCAGAAGUACCGUGCAUUGUCCGUCCCUGAGCUCACACAACAGAUGUUCGAUGCCAAAAACAUGAUGGCUGCCUGCGACCCGCGCCAUGGACGAUAUCUCACCGUCGCAGCAGUAUUCCGAGGACGCAUGUCUAUGAAGGAGGUGGACGAGCAAAUGUUGAAUAUCCAAAAGAAAAAUAAGGACUUCUUCGUAGAAUGGAUACCACACAACGUAAAGACGGCGGUAUGCGAUAUACCCCCACGUGGUCUAAGAAUGUCUGCUACCUUUAUUGGAAAUACAACGGCGAUACAGGAGAUAUUUAAAAGGAUUUCUGAGCAGUUUACGACUAUGUUUAGAAGGAAAGCAUUCAUUCAUUGGUAUACCGGAGAGGGUAUGGAUGAAGCAGACUUUACGGAGGCAGACAAUAAUCUCAGUGAUCUAAUAUCAGAGUACCAACAAUAUCAGGAUGCAACGAUUGACGAUCAGGAGUUUGAAGAAGAGGAGGAAGAAGGUCCAAAUGAUGCCAGUGAUGAAUGAUGUCAAAUGUCUAUUAUUAUUUAUUAGUAUUUAAUAGAAAAUAUAUUCAAAAUAAAUAAAA
Achroia grisella is the source of this 1567-nucleotide messenger RNA. Its product is annotated as tubulin beta chain-like. Gene Ontology annotation, cellular component: microtubule; cytoplasm. Gene Ontology annotation, molecular function: GTP binding; GTPase activity; structural constituent of cytoskeleton. Lineage: Eukaryota; Metazoa; Arthropoda; Insecta; Lepidoptera; Pyralidae. The transcript is spliced from 2 exons. The coding region runs from base 157 to 1506 and encodes 449 amino acids. The record is from RefSeq and is a predicted model, not a curated record. Gene Ontology annotation, biological process: mitotic cell cycle; microtubule cytoskeleton organization.